Molecule: messenger RNA, 508 nt
Organism: Cetraspora pellucida
Lineage: Eukaryota; Fungi; Glomeromycota; Glomeromycetes; Diversisporales; Gigasporaceae
Source: the annotation of a GenBank genome assembly
AUGGAAAGUCAUUUAGCAUUACAUUGUAAUAAAGCACCUGAUCAUAUAGUUACUUUUUAUCUUUAUGAAGUUGCUGAAAGAGUUGAAAAACUUGCAUUAGAUGAUGAUAGUGAAGAUGAUGCUUUUAUUAAUUCAAAUCAAAAAAAAGAAAAACGAAGAAUAAUUACAAGCAACUACCUCAAUUAUCGAUUACUUCAUGAUGGAAUAAAAAAUAUGAAGAUUCAAGGUAGAAAUUUAGAGUUAUUUACUAAAACAAGAUGGGCAUCAGCAUUUAAUACUACUAAUUCUAUUAUUCGAAUUAAGCCUGUUUUUGACAAAAUUUUAGAAGAAAAUCCAAAUAUUAUAUUUAAUAAUACAGUUUAUAAGCUAUUGAAAGAUGAAGAAGAAAUCUUUUUUAUUACUUGUCACUAUAUAGCUAUGAUAUUUUAUCCUAUUAAAGAAAUAAUUAACUUAUUAGAGUCACAAACUGCUAAUUUAGCUGAUUGUUUUGUUAACCUUGUAAAAUUAG